AUGGAAGAGCUGGGUACCGUUUUAGGAGUGGACAUUAAGGAAUUAUCUUUGAAAAGCGCUAAUAGCUCGGGAGAUGAUGCGUUGAGCAACUUCUUGAAUGACUAUCAUACUCAAAGAUAUCAGGCAAAUAACAGUCUUUGGGAUGAACUCAAAAACCUAGAAGAGGACCAUCAACAGGUACAAACUACUUUGGAAUCAGUGAUACCACCUAUACGGGAAUAUAUAGAGAAUUUCAAUCUGCAACUAUCUGAAUUCACCAAUGAUCUCGGAUUUAUAAGAAACAAAUCCUCUGAAUUGAAAUCGCUCCUUGAAUACAAUUCUGUCAAGUUGGCCAACAUAAGUCCUUUGGUUAAUGAUCUCAUGAUAUCUCCCAGCGUAAUCAAAGAUAUCAUACAUUCGAAGAUUAAUAGUUCAUGGAUCGAAAACAUUGCUUAUAUCAAGGAUAAACAAGAGAUAUACCUGAAAUAUAAACAAGAUAACGAAAUAGCUGUUCCCAAAGAUUUUGGGCAGCUGUGCCAGGUAUUGAAUAUUUCAAAAGAGAUUGUAUUGGAAAGGUCGAAAAAAUUUAUUAUCCGUGAGAUAAAGAAGCUGAGAGGUCAUCAACCAGUGCCAUGCCAACCUGUUCAAAAUGAAAUGAUAAAAGUUAAAGAGAUAUUCCAGUUCAUUGUUGAGAAUAACUAUUCACUGGCUUUAGAGCUGAGGCAAGCUUACUCCUACAGUAUGCGAUGGUACUAUAAAGCCUAUUUUUCUCGAUAUAUACGAUCCUUAACAAUCCUUCAGUUCAAAAUGAUCGAUGCACAAUACGCGCUAGGCAACGGCUUAUCGAACACUUCUUUUAAAAAGGGAAGCGGCUUUGCAAUCUCGAGCUAUUUAACCACUACUUACGGUAGGACGUCAGUAGCUGUUACGGAUGAGUCUAUUCAAGAUUACUUUCAAAUAAGUAAGAGACUGUCUCUACUAACACAAGAAGAUAAUACAGUGAUGGUCUCGCAGAUUGCUGAGAAUAAUACUAUGCAAAAUUACGUGGAGGUUGGAUUUAAAAACUUAAAUUUGGCGAUAUUGGACAAUUGUACCGUCGAAUAUAAGUUCUUGAAAGAGUUUUUCCUCAUCAAGAGCAACGAGCAAGAAUUAAAGGGGAUUAUAGAGCAAGUCUUCCAGUAUACCUUCGACGAAGCUCUGGAAUACACAAAGCAAUUGUUUCUGAACACUUAUGAUAUAUUUGGAGUUCUAAUAAGCAUACGAAUUGCCCAACAGUUACAGUUCGAAUCACAGCGGAGAAAAAUGCCUGUUGUUGAGGAGUAUUUGAAUGCUCAAUUAAUGCUCUUAUGGCCAAAAUUCCAGCAGUUAGUUGACUUUCAGUGCGAAAGUCUGCGUAGAGUGUCUAUUACGACUAACGUUGCCAAUAUUUUUGGCAAAGCAACUCAGCGUGAUCCGCUUACUACGCCGCAUGAACUUACUGUACAGUUUGCCAAAUUUCUAACAAGCUUUCUGACACUUGCAAUUACGCAUGAGGAUCAGAUUGAUGAAAGAUCUGAGCCGCUCUAUAAUUCAAUAAUAAGGGUAAGAAAUGAUUUUGAAACGGUAAUGACGAAGUGCAGCAAGAAGACAAAAUCGCCCGAAAGAAUGCUGGCAACAAAUUACAUGUAUUUGUACAACUCUUUACAACAUCAGCACACUACUUUACAAAUCUACGAUUCGGCAUCGCUACCUUUAAUCUUAAAGGAGACUGAAGACCAUUUCAAAGCUCUUGUUGAGGCAUUCAGCAACGUCAAGUAA
This is a messenger RNA of Zygotorulaspora mrakii, 1776 nucleotides long. RefSeq names its product Vps52p (gene VPS52). NCBI's taxonomy places the organism in Eukaryota, Fungi, Ascomycota, Saccharomycetes, Saccharomycetales, Saccharomycetaceae. Gene Ontology annotation, biological process: Golgi to vacuole transport; retrograde transport, endosome to Golgi; endocytic recycling. Gene Ontology annotation, molecular function: syntaxin binding. Gene Ontology annotation, cellular component: GARP complex. The transcript has a single exon. Bases 1 to 1776 code for a protein of 591 amino acids. The record is from RefSeq and is a predicted model, not a curated record.